AUUUAUCGAAGGUGGCGCUUCAUUUCUUUUAUUAUUUGAAAAAAAUGGAUCGCACAAUUAUUGCUCCUUACCGGGCCGAAGAAAAAGAGCUUUCCUUAAUAUUAUACAACAAACUCCAAGGAUUGGCGCAGCUGCAUCCACCUACCGAGGAUUUAAAAAAAUGCUUAUCCGACGAAAUGUUUGUCAAGCCCAAUCAACAGGCAUUCUUCCAAGUCAUGCACUACUUGUUUCGCCUACUCGAUCCCAAUGAAUUUAGGAAACGGUUUUAUUGGCCCAUCACCGACAAAAGAUCGGAGUCGAAUUUUCGUACCAGCACCGUGGAAUAUUUGAAGUAUUUGAACGAGAAACAUCAAUUGAAUUGGACACACAUCAAGUCCUAUCUGGUGGUAAUGCCCGGCGGCAUGAAAUUCAUAUGUUUCCUUUUGGACUUUGUCCAUUUUAUUGUACAGGAGUUGAUAAAGCAAAAGGAGAAGCAAUUGAAUGUUGAUUCGACACAAUAUCGAGAGCUGGUUACAGAUGAGAAUUUACAGAAAAUGUGUAAACAAGACACCCUGGCCAAGGAGAUGGCAUCCGAAUUUCUUGCCAGCAUUGACGUGAUCAACAAACGUUACAUGGAAAAGGUUCAAUUGCUGAGUCAAUAUUUGGAGGAACUUGCUGGGGAGACAGAUUUAAAUGUGGACACUUUAAUCGAUGAUAGAUUUCUCAUUGACUUUGAGGAUAGCAAUGCGGCACUGUUUGAGAAGCGUUUCGUUGUCCGAACCCAAAAUAUUUUGGAGAUGGAGCAACAUGUUGUGGCGCUAAAGGAGAGCAUGGAUAGAUUCUAUUCCAAGGAAAGUGGUUUUAAAUAUGAGCCGCAAAAAGUUCGCCAACAACUGAGGAGUAUACGUGACAAUUUCGCAUUGGAGAAUUUGAGUGAAGCUUCUAUACUUUGCGAUGAUAGUGUCAACAUCAAUACCUUGAUCAAAGCAUUUAAUAGUAUCAAUGAGACUGUACAGAAUGAGUUAUCCGCAGCCGACAAACGUCCUCGAGCUGGAAUUGUUAAAACCCGGUUAUCCGAAGUUGAAAAAGAUCUAAGACAAAUCGAAAGUCAAAUUACCGACUUUUUAAUGGUAAUUAAGUCCCGUAGAAAGAAACGCAAUGAUGAUAUACCACGUACACCGGUGCGACAUAGUGUUGCCCAUGCCAGUGGAGGUACACAAUUUGGCAGUGCUAGACGUAACUUGGAGAAUAACUUAUUGUUGAAAUACGUAUCUACUCCACCGAUAAAAUUUGAAAUGUCCGAGGGACAACAUGGGCCUUCCCGGUUGUCUUUAAUCGAUUCCAAAUCCAAUGCAAACGCAAAUGUCAGUACAUUUAAUAGCUUCCUAGCUCCACCAAGAACAAUACGCCAACCAAGACUUAAUUGCAGCCUAGCGGAUCAAUCAAAUGUGGAUUUAAAUUCGUCUAUGAAUCGUUCAAAAUUAAUAGAUCCCAUGCAAUUGUUAAGAUCCAUUAACAAGGAUAGUUCAAAAGUUGUGACCACACCGAAAUCAAACAUAUCCGGAUUGGGUAGCCGGUGGAAAGAAAGACAAUCAUUGCUUGCUGACAGAGAUGAUGAAAUUCCAACAAUAAUUGUUACAGAUUCUCCCAAUGGCUUUAAAACGCCUUGUACCAGCAAGGCGGAUUCCACUACUAUUGCUCGACGUCAAUCUCUAUUUUCCGAUAUGGCAGAUAUUUCAACCACUUCUACGGUAACCAAAAAAUCAUCAUCUUUUGCUACCAGCAGUGGUUCACCCACAAUGGUACAGUCACCAUUCACGCCAUUCAAUUCGAAUGAACGUACACGCAUUGCACGAACUUCUGGCCAUAUAUGGGAUAACAAUUCCUAUACCACAAGUGGCAAUAGUUCAUCAUCUACUUCGUGGUCUGGUAUGAAGAAAAUAGGAGCAUUGAAGAAGGUGCAGGAUGCCUCAAUGAAUUUUGCCAAUCUUAGCACUAGCCCAUCGGGACGUUUGGAACCAUUGGUUACCGCACAGGAUUUCAAUAUUCCAAAACUUCAAUUAAACGAUAACUCCAUGAUUGAUCACAAUGUCAGCUGCAAUAAUAACUCAUUAAUUGGUGAACAUUCAAAUGACGAUAACUGUUCGCAGCGCUCGCCGUUCACAAUGUUAUUGAAUAAGGAGGAUGAAAAUGAUGUCUUGGAUGCAUGCAAAAAUUCACCCAACCCUGAAGGUCUUCUGCAGGAUGACGAAGAUGCUCUGUUCAAUAUAAGCGAUAGUGUUUUAAAAGAUGUUACAAUGUAAAGAACUACAUAUGUAUGUAAAUUAUAUAUAUUUAUUAUAUUUUGUUAUUCAAAAGAUAUUACGUUUUUCUUUUUGAUUGCGUACUGUAAUCUCUACAAAGUGAAAUUUUGGAAUUAAAUUGAAGAUAAGAUGAAAGAA
Molecule: messenger RNA, 2420 nt
Organism: Musca domestica (house fly)
Lineage: Eukaryota; Metazoa; Arthropoda; Insecta; Diptera; Muscidae
Product: augmin complex subunit dgt6-like
Exons: 4
Coding region: 45-2282 (745 amino acids)
Biological process (GO): spindle assembly
Cellular component (GO): mitotic spindle microtubule; HAUS complex
Molecular function (GO): microtubule binding
Source: RefSeq, a predicted model, not a curated record